AUGUCGAAUUUUGAGUCGGGGCAGGAUGGGCUUGGUGGGCAUGAUGGGCUUGAGGAGGGGAUUUAUGGAUAUGCGGGUGCGGGUGCGUAUCCUUUUUUCGCGUUAAAUUUGGAGGGGGAGGGGGAGAGGGAGGGGGAGAGAAGGUUGGAUGGGGAUGUGAGUGCGGAUGUGAUUGCGAAGAAUGGGGAUGGGGAUGUCAGUGGAAAUGGAAAUGGAGAUCAGAUGGUCAAAUCAAGACAAAGACAACAUGUAAGACAUAUCUCUUCGGCUACGACGUUGAUAGUGGCGAGAGAGGAGGAGGAUGAGGGGGAUCUGGUGCAAGUGCCGGAGAAGGUGUUGAUUAUUGGGAAGGCUGGGGAUGGGGAUGAGAAUGGUGAGAAGAUCGAUGAUGAUGGGGAGUUGGGAUUGAAGAGGAAUGCGACGGGUUUGUCGAUGGGGGGCUUGGAGGUGUUGGUUAGAGAUGAGGAUAUAGAGUUUGAGGGUGGGGGGUUGGAGAGAUUUGGAAGUGGGAAUGGGGAUGGGAAUGGGAAUGGGAUAGAGGAGGGGGGAGAGAGGAUAGGAAAGAUUUUGAGGUGGGAUGAAGUUGCGGAAUGGAGACAGGAUAAUGAAUAUAUUCUUACUGGAUAUCGACCCGAAACCAAAUCCUCACUCCGAUCAUUCAGAAGUGUAUUUCAUCUGCACAACGAAACGGUAAACAUCCAUUCCCAUCUCAUCGGCGCAAUACUAUUCGCACUCCUCCCCAUCUAUAUCUACCACACCUUACUACCUCGCUACCACGAUGCCACGACCGCAGAUCUCGUAGUCUUCGCGUUGUUUUUUGGAGGCGUGGCGGUUUGUUUUGGAUUAAGCUUUGUAUAUCACACUCUCAAUAAUCACAGUCACCAAAUCGCAGCUUUCUGGAUCGAGCUCGAUUAUCUCGGUAUCGUGGCUCUCAUGUGGGGAAGCACCGUUGCGACCAUCUAUCACGGUUUUAUAUGUGAUGUGAAACUCCAGAGAAUCUACUGGUCUAUGAUCACCCUCCUCUCCCUCGCCCUCACCCUCUUCACCCUCCUCCCCCCCUUCCGCACCCCCUUCUUCCGUCCCUACCGCACCCUCAUGUACGCAGCCCUGGGUCUCUCGGCCGUCAUCUUCAUCGUGCAUUCGAUUAUCAUCUACGGCAUCUCGUUGCAGUAUAAACGAUUGAGUCUAGGUUGGAUAGUGGGCAUGGCGGGACUUAAUUUUGUGGGGGCCUUGGCUUAUAGUUUGAGGAUCCCAGAAAAAUACUGCCCCGGCCGCUUCGAUCUCUACGGCAAUAGCCAUCAGAUCCUCCAUUGUAUGGUUGUGCUGGCGGCGCUGGCGCAUUUCGCGGGCUUGGUGCAGAGUUUUGAUUAUUUGCAUUCGGGGAUUGAGGGGUGUCCUGUGCGGUGA
Messenger RNA from Botrytis byssoidea, 1407 nucleotides. RefSeq lists its product as uncharacterized. The transcript is spliced from 7 exons. Gene Ontology annotation, molecular function: signaling receptor activity. The coding region runs from base 1 to 1407 and encodes 468 amino acids. NCBI's taxonomy places the organism in Eukaryota, Fungi, Ascomycota, Leotiomycetes, Helotiales, Sclerotiniaceae. The record is from RefSeq and is a predicted model, not a curated record. Gene Ontology annotation, cellular component: membrane.